CAAUCAAUAGUAUUAUAAAAUACAGUUUAAAAAGUACAUACUGUUUGUUAUUAUUAACUAAAUUUUUAAUUUAAAAAAAAAUUAAUAAUAAAUAAUAUUAUAGUGUUUUGAUCGGUCCAUAAGUUUGUAGUGACAGUCAUACAGACAGACACAGACACUCACACAUAAUAAUGUUAGUAACGGGUAUACUAUGUGUACGCAAUCAUUUGCCAAUGGAUGUCAAGUUUAUCGGCCGUACAGUUUUGGUCCGCAACGGCGAUCUGGACGGCGCUCUCCGAGUGGUCAACAAGAUUAUGGGCAACGAACGGCUGUUCGAUAUCUACCGGCGCACCCGUACCUAUGAAAAGCCGUGGAAUACCCGGCGUCGGGUUAAUUGGGAACUAUGCAAAUCAAUUUACAAUGAGGACAUGGAUAGGAAAAUCAAAUUUGUUAUGCGAACCAAUCGACUGGAUAGGGAUCUGGCGGUUAAAUUGUAGACACAAAAUAAUUUUUGAAUAUAAAUAGUCGCAAUGGGAUUCGAACUCACAACCCAUUAUCUAUUACAUAAUACUAGUGUUUGUACUGUAGAUUAAAUAUUA
This is a messenger RNA of Oppia nitens, 578 nucleotides long. RefSeq names its product 28S ribosomal protein S21, mitochondrial-like (gene mRpS21). The record is from RefSeq and is a predicted model, not a curated record. Gene Ontology annotation, biological process: translation. The transcript has a single exon. Bases 171 to 476 code for a protein of 101 amino acids. Lineage: Eukaryota; Metazoa; Arthropoda; Arachnida; Sarcoptiformes; Oppiidae. Gene Ontology annotation, molecular function: structural constituent of ribosome. Gene Ontology annotation, cellular component: ribosome.